Linum tenue is the source of this 9153-nucleotide messenger RNA. The record is from the annotation of a GenBank genome assembly. Lineage: Eukaryota; Viridiplantae; Streptophyta; Magnoliopsida; Malpighiales; Linaceae.
UUUUCGCCACAUCUCUUCUCUUCCAUUGCAUGAAGUGUUUGUGUAUUUGCUUUUUCCCCUUCGCGUCUUCCUUUUCUUUCCCCCUCGCAUAUGAUAUAUAUCUGCCUCUCCCUCUUCUCUUUCCUUUCUCUCUCACAAAAACAAUCUAAACUCUCUACAUUCGCAUCCGCUCUCCCUCUCUCAGAAGAAGAAGAACCAAAUUGCACGAAUCAGAAACCAGACGGGAAGAAUUCGACAGAGUAAGGGAAGGAAGAGGGAAUUUGGUAGGAAGAGGAAAAUUUGGAGAGCAAAGGGCUGCUUCAAUUCAUUCGGAAGGUGUUUUCCGAAGUUAUGAGUAGCUGCUGAGGGGAAAGGGAGAACCUUUUCGUUUCUCGGUGGCGUCUGCCUGUGCUUUGCGGGUGCGAUGAAGAGGUCAAGAGAUGAGGUCCAUAUGGCCUCGCAGCUUAAACGGCCCAUGAUCCCGUCCAGAGGAGAAACUUCGGGGCACCCUCAGAUGCUGGGAGGAGUUGGAGCAGCAGUAGCUGGGGGUGCUGGAGGAGGUGGUGGAGCAUCAGCAGCAGCAGCAGCAGCAGGAGGUGCAGCGCAGAAGCUUACCACGAAUGAUGCACUGGCUUAUCUCAAGGCUGUAAAGGAGAUAUUUCAGGACAAACGGGACAAAUAUGAUGAUUUUCUUGAGGUUAUGAAAGAUUUCAAAGCUCAAAGAAUUGACACUGCUGGCGUCAUAGGAAGGGUGAAGGACUUAUUCAAAGGGCAUCGUGACCUGAUUUUGGGUUUUAAUACCUUCUUGCCUAAGGGAUAUGAGAUCACACUUCCACUGGAAGACGAGCAACUUCCACAGAAGAAGCCAGUGGAAUUUGAAGAAGCAAUUAGUUUUGUCAACAAAAUUAAGAUGAGGUUUCAAGGUGACGAUCACGUUUACAAAGCUUUUUUAGAUAUUCUGAACAUGUACAGAAAGGAUAAUAAAUCCAUCACGGAGGUUUACGAGGAGGUGGCUACACUUUUUAAAGACCACCAUGAUCUGCUUCGGGAGUUUACUCACUUCCUACCUGAUAAUUCUGCUUCAGCCUCUGCUCAUUAUGUCUCUUCGAAUAGGAACUCCAUUCUUCGUGAUAGGAGCUCUGCAAUGCCUGCGAUGCGUCAAAUGCAUGUUGACAAGAAAGAACGCACUCAUCCCGAUCGUGAUUUCAGUGUUGAUCGCCCUGAUCCAGACCAUGAUAGGGCUCUGGUGAGAGCAGCAGAUAGAGAGCAAAGGAGGCGAGUUGAAAAAGAAAAAGAUAGAAGAGAAGAUAGAGAUAAGAGAGAACGUGAUGAUAGAGACUAUGAGCAUGAUGCAAAUCAUGACUAUAGCAUGCAACGGUUUCCUCACAAGCGGAAACCUGGUCGUAAGUUGGAAGAUUCUGGUGCUGAGCACCAAGUUGGAAUGGGGGAUGAUAACUAUGGAAUGCAUCCCAUUUCAUCCAAUUAUGAUGAUAAAAGUGCGGUUAAAAGUGCAUUGAGCCAAGAACUUGCUUUCUGUGAGAAAGUGAAAGAGAAGUUGCGUAAUCCUGAUGCUUACCAGGAAUUUUUGAGGUGCCUCCAUCUUUACACAGAAGAAAUCAUCACUCCACCAGAGUUACAAUCUUUGGUGGCAGAUUUAAUUGGAAGAUAUCCUGAUCUUAUGGAUGGCUUCAAUGACUUUUUGUCACGUUGUGAAAAGAAUGGUAAUUUUCUAGCAUCUGCUGUGUUUCCCCAACCCUUUUUGAAUGAAGGUAAUUUCCCUAGACCUUUGAAGGCAGAGGACAGGGACAGAGAUCGUGUGCUCGAGAGGGAUGAUGGGACCAAAGAAAGGGACCGUGAAAUGCGGGAAAGAGAUAGACUUGACAAAAAUGCAGCCUUUAUCAAUAAGGACACAGGAGCUCAAAAGAUGCCCUUGUAUUCUAGCAAGGACAAGUUUCUGUGGAAACCUGUCAGCGAACUGGACCUGUCUAACUGUGACAGCUGCACUCCAAGUUAUCGGCUUCUUCCAAAGAAUUAUCCCAUUCCUGUGGCAAGCGCAAAGAAAGGGAUUGGCGCUGAAGUUCUGAAUGACCAUUGGGUAUCCGUGACUUCUGGGAGUGAAGAUUACUCAUUUAAGCACAUGCGCAAGAACCAGUACGAAGAAAGCCUAUUCCGAUGUGAGGAUGACAGGUUUGAGCUGGAUAUGUUGUUGGAAUCUGUCAAUGUCACAACCAAGCGUGUCGAAGAGUUGCUGGAGAAAAUCAACAACUCAAACAAAGAAGAUGCUCCCAUUUGUCUAGAGAAACACCUAACAGCUCUAAAUCUGAGGUGCAUUGAGCGUUUAUACGGCGACCAUGGACUUGAUGUAAUGGACGUAUUAAGAAAGAACACUUCUCCAGCUCUGCCUGUGAUAUUAACUCGUUUGAAGCAGAAACAAGAAGAGUGGGCUAGAUGUCGUGCAGAUUUCAACAAAGUAUGGGCUGAAAUCUACUCUAAGAACUAUCACAAGUCACUUGAUCAUAGGAGCUUCUAUUUCAAGCAGCAGGAUACAAAGAGCUUGAGCACCAAAGCGCUUUUGGCAGAGAUAAAAGAAAUUAGCGAGAACAAACGCAAAGAUGAUGACAUGCUGCUAGCAUUUGCUGCCGGAAACAAGCGUCCAAUUGUACCUAAUCUGGAAUUUGAGUAUUCCGAUCCUGAUGUCCAUGAGGAUCUGUAUCAGCUCAUCAAGUACUCUUGUGGGGAAGUUUGUACAACUGAACAGCUGGAUAAGGUCAUGAAGAUCUGGACCACUUUCUUAGAACCAAUGCUUGGUGUUCCUUCUCGACCUCAUGGUGCAGCAGAUGACACUGAAGAUGUCAUGAAGGCAAAGACUCUUUCUUUCAAGCACGGAGAAAGUGAUGGAAGCCCCAGCGGUGGUGCUACCUUGGGCAGCUCAAAACACAUAGUUAAUCCUUCAAGAAAUGGAGAAGAACGUAUCCAGCCUGAGCAGCAGUCAAGUUCGACCAAGGUCUGGUUGGAUAAUGGAGUUAAAGAAAAUGGUUCUCCUGCCACCACCAACCAUACUGCUUGUAAAAAUGAUACUUCCUGCAGUACCCUUCAGCAUGAUAGUAAGUUACAGAUUGCUCCAUCUGCAGCUGACGAGUCUUCAGGGGCUGGUAAGCAUGCUACUUCUGCCGAACGGUUGGCCAAUUCAAGUCCUUCACUUGCUACAGUCGCGGAGUUGAGUAAUGGAAGAGCCAAUCUUGAAUCAGGUCCUGCUGGUGCUUCCUCAAAACCAAUUAAUGUUGUCGCCAGUGAUGAUGGGAUUGCAGUAGGUUCCAGUAAAGAAGUUUUGCCACCAACAGAGCCUUGUGAGCUUCCUAGGCCAGUCGUAUCAGCAAAUGGGGUUGUGACGGAGGGUAGUAAAGGUCACAGAUACAAUGAAGAAUCAAAUACUCAGUUCAAAAUUGAAAGAGAGGAAGGAGAGUUGUCUCCAAAUGGAGGAGAUUUUGAGGAGGAUAAUUUUGCCGCAGUCUAUGGAGAAGCUGGUUCAGAGGCUGUUAGUGCUGCAAAUAAACAUACUAAAGAGGGUGGUGCUCCAAGCAGCAGCAGGCAUUAUCAAGGACAAACCAACGGGGAAGAAGAUGAAAAGCGGAAUGGAGAAGCAGCAGUAGAAAAUGAUGCUGAUGAUGAAGGUGAGGAAAGUGCUCAAAGGACAUCAGAGGACAGUGAAAAUGCCUCUGAAAAUGCUGCUGAUGUCUCCGGGAGUGAGUCUGGUGAUGGUGAAGAGUGCUCCAGGGAAGAAGAGCAUGAAGAAGAAGAUGGGGAUCACGAUGAUGAAAAUAAUAAUAAAGCCGAGAGUGAAGGCGAGGCCGAAGGCAUGGCUGAUGCUCAUGAUGUGGAGGGAGAUGGAACAACAGUUUUACCAUUUUCAGAAAGAUUCCUCUUCAAUGUGAAACCUCUAGCAAAGCACGUCCCUCUGGCAUUGCAUGAUGGAGAGAAGGGUUCACGAGUUUUCUAUGGGAAUGAUUCGUUUUAUGUGCUUUUUAGACUUCACCAAACUUUGUAUGAAAGGAUACAAUCAGCGAAGAUCAACUCAUCAUCUGCUGACAGGAAAUGGCGAGCAGCUUCAAAUGAUACAAGUUCCACCGAUCUGUAUGCUAGGUUUAUGAGUGCACUUUACAACCUUCUUGACGGAUCUUCCGACAACACAAAAUUUGAGGAUGACUGCCGAGCUAUAAUUGGGACACAGUCAUAUGUCUUAUUUACAUUGGAUAAGCUUAUAUAUAAGCUAGUCAAACAGCUCCAAACAGUGGCAACUGAUGAGAUGGACAACAAGCUACUGCAGUUAUAUGCUUAUGAAGAGUCGAGAAAAGCUGGAAGGUUUGUUGACAUAGUUUAUCAUGAGAACACACGUGUCCUCCUUCAUGACGAGAAUAUAUAUAGAGUUCAAUGCUCUUCGGGACCAACCCGGUUGUCCAUUCAGCUGAUGGACUUUGUACAUGACAAGCCUGAGGUGACUGCAGUUUCUAUGGAUCCAAACUUCGCUGCGUACCUCCAGAGUGACUUCCUCUCUGUUGUUUCAGAGAAGAAAGAGAAACCUGGGAUUUUCUUGAAGAGGAACAGACGUAGGAAUGCCGUUGUUGAUGAAUUUCAAGCCAUGGAAGGAUUUCAGAUUUUCAACGGUUUAGAGUGCAAGAUUGCUUGCAGUUCUUCCAAGGUAUCUUAUGUCUUAGACACGGAAGAUUAUUUGUUCCGGACGAGAAGAAAAGGAAGGAGAACCCUCCCACAGAACUGCUCGUCAUCCGUCAGUAAUCAAGGAAAGAGCUGCGAAAGACUAGAGCGGUUCCAGAGGUGGCUAUCUAGGUCAUAGUACAUGAUACUCUACUCAUGGUUCCCCCUUCUUUAACGUCCUGAUAAGAACACUGCAUUUUUAUUUUGGGAUGAGUUUUACGUGCAACUAGCGGCGGGCAUCGGAUGAAACGAAUGCGACAGUCAGGCAGCAGAGGGAUGCACGUACUUCUCAGAAAUUUCGUUGGGUCUUCUUCCCUGUCGAGGGAAGGGCGAAAUAAAAAAGCCAAUUAGAAGAGGAAAAGGCAGUAGCAGACUAGCAGCAGCUGGCAAGGUGAUGGGGCUGCGUGAUUGAAAUGUAGUAUAGCUUUUGUACGUUAGAAGGCCAAAGCAUUUUGAGCCAUCAAAAUGCUUUUCUUUCUUCUUCUCUUAAGUUUUUGUACAUAGAGAAGGUAAAGAAGAAUGUGAUCAUGUAAUACCUGGAGAUAGAUAUCCCUUCAUCAGAUAGACAUUCAUGAUGUAUUGUUCAUCUCAUUUAUCAUUCAUUUUUCUCUAACGUUCCCACGCCUCAGUUCAGCCAGGCCAUGCUUGCUUUUGUCACGGGUGUACCAUUACAAAUCGCAGAGUACAGCCGGUUCAAUAGUUAUGAGGAUCGAGGAUUGAACAACAUUGUAUCAAUUCGAACUGAUUCGGUCUAAAUAUUAAUUCGGGUGAUAAAAUUCAUGAUCAAAGAAUCGGAUGCGGAUUGGCACUGACAAGCAGAACAAAACCCAACUUGGGGAAACAAUUUUGUGAAGGAAGACUUUCAUCCAGCAAGUUCACUGAUGGGAGAACGAUCCAUGAUAUCUGCAGCAGACUUGGCAUUGCUCUUCAGAGCCGGGUCGACAUCAGGCAACUUGGGAAUCUGCGCCAGCAAGUCGACCGUCCUCCUCAAAAGCCUCGCUAGAUCCCCAUCGUCCAUGGCGCAAUCCAUCGUCAUCUCCCUCCAGCUUAACCCAGAAGCCCACGCCUCCACCAUCCCGGCAAACUGGCUGUCCAAGAAGCAAGAAAUCCCCACCCCGUGCCUCUCCUGAAUCUUCACAAACCGACUCCUCUGCUCCUCCAGCGCUCCCACCACGCGAAUCACCACGCUUGAGGGCUCGUAGAUGUAGCUGCUGUUCUCGUGGACGCGCACUUUGAUCCCUUCGGAGACCACGCUCGCACACACCCCUGCCAGCUGCGACGGCUUCAGGUCCAGUAGGAUCCUAUUCCGAACCACCAUUGCCAGCCACAGCUCGUUCUCCCCACGAAUCACCGCUGCAGUCUCCCCCAGUGGGAAGAUCAUCUGUGUGUUUAUGUCCAAUGCCCUGAGCUCGUGCACCACGUUGCAUAUCUUCAGGAACUCUUUCCAUCCUGACGGUUCGAUCUCCCUGAUCCUUUCUGACAACCUGGCUGACCUCAUCUUCAGACGCUUGAUCUUGUCCUGUGUCGCGUUCUUCCGUUCCAGGAUCUUUUUGUACUCUCUGAAUCCUUCUGUUCUCGAUAUUCUUUUCUUCAACCUCGCCACCUUGUUACGUUGGUCCUUGUACUGCACCACGGCAUCGUGGUAAGCUUGUGACUUGUGCAGUAUCUCGUCGUUCUCGGACAGACUGGUUAGAACGGGGACGUUUAAGCUCCAUGACCAUGUUUCCAGAGAUCCUUCUGAGAACCACAAUCCCCCCAGUUCAGAAUCAGCUAUCUUUUCCCAUUGCUUCUCCUCUUUUUCCAGAAGCAUCCACAUGGCUUCUCGGGGCAAAGCGUCGCCUUGUGCCAAUGGAACGUUGGGGAAGCCAGUCCUGUAAACAGUUCUGAUCCAUUUCUCUGUGAAGAGAUACCAUGAAUUGUCCGACCCCAAUGCUAAAUGAUAAGACGGUUCCAUCACGUCAGGAGUUUCUUCUUCGUCGGCAUCAGCAUCACUUAACUCGCUGGGUACAGGAACCGAAUCGUCGACAGAAACCAAGUCCAUUAGCUUCGAGCUACUGAAGGAAUCGGCCUUCCCCAAGUAAACAGCAGGAACAGAAUGUUCAACUCCAUCCGAGUCUUUGUAAUGUAAGCACAAAAAGAGUAACUGGUCAUUUCCCAUUUCCGCGAGGAGACUUUUUAGCGCAUUCAAUCUUUGUACUUCCACCACUCUUCUUAGUUCAGUCCGAAGGCGUUUUUCUUCUCUCAGCUGUUCCUGAAGUAGUACGAUUUCUUUAUAUGCCCACUCUGGUAAGAUCUGGCGGCUCCUUCUAUCUACUGCCUCGUCGCUAAUUUCUGACGUCAAAAUCUCAAUCUCUUUCUGGAUUCUCGAGAGCUCCUCUUUGGAAGCAACCAUGACGUUGCUACCAAUGUACGUUCCGAAACUUCUCUCCACCAGUUUCUUCGCUUCCUCUAAAGUUCUCCCUGCCUGGAGAGGCUCUGUGUCACCAGACUCGUUCAGUCUACGAGUGACUCUAGAACCAGCAAGCAAGUUCAGAACCAUCCCAUAGGAAGCAGUGAACUGUGAAACAAGUGGUUCUAGUCCAGCAAACAGAAGUUUGCAGGCUUCUUCAGCGCCUUCAGUGGAGCUUUGAAUCAGGACGACAUUGCCCUUUUCGUCAAUGCCUCUCCGUCCAGCCCGGCCAGCCAUUUGAAGCAGCUCAUUUGGGCUUAACUGAAUACGACCACUGGCAUUCCUCUUACUGAUGGAUGAGAUGACAGCUGUUCUGGCAGGCAUGUUGAUCCCAGCAGCUAAGGUUUCCGUAGCAAAGAUGACCUUAAUGAGUCCUCUCUGGAACAAUUCCUCGAUGAAUGAUUUCCACAAAGGUAGACAGCCAGCAUGAUGAGCAGCAAUUCCUCUUCGAAGUCCUCUGAUGGCAGUCUCACGGACGGCAUCAGGAUUCUGAAGAGUAAACUUCUUGAGAGCAAGUUCAACCUCAGUCGUUUCACAUUCAUCCAAGAGCUUGCAACCUUCAAGAUACUUCACAGAAGCAUCACAUCCUCUUCGGUUGAAGAUGAACCAGAUUGCUGGCAGCAUAUCUCUCGCCCUGAGCUGACCUAAUGUGUCAACGACAAGAGGGACCAAUGAGCGUCGGAUUCUGCUUAUAUCAUUUUUUGAAAGGGACUCUUCAGGAUUCAUGAGAUUGCUAUCAUAAUCGUUUCGACCUCUACGUUUUCUUGGAUUCCUUCUCCUUGGCCACUCAUCAUCUUUAUAUGAUCUAGAUCCUGGGGCAGAAAGCUGCAAGUAAUUAAGGGAUAAUUUCCUGUUCAUGCGCUUUCCUUUGUCUUUCUCGUCAAGAAGAGGUAGCAGAGAAGUCUUUGUAGAGAAAUGCCAAGUUAGUGGAACUGGACGUCUGGCAGAUGUCACCAAUUCAGUUUCUCCGUGCACCUCACGUAUCCAACCAGCGAGCUCAUCUGGAUUCUUUACAGUUGCUGACAGACAUAUCAACUGAACCUCCUUAGGGCAGUAAAUAACAAUCUCCUCCCACACUGUUCCUCGAGAUAUAUCACUUAGAUAAUGAACUUCAUCUAGGACAAUCACGUCCACAAAGAGGAGUCCACUACCCGAAGAAACUGUCCCAAUGCUUUGGUACAGCAUAUUACGCAGAAUUUCUGUAGUCAUGAUCAAAAUCUGAGCAUCUUUAUUGACAGCAGAAUCUCCAGUGAGAAGACCGACAUUGUCAUCUCCAAACGUCUCCCGGAAAUCGCGGAACUUCUGAUUGGACAAUGCCUUAAGCGGAGUGGUAUAGAAUAUCCUCCUUCCUCGUGCCACUGUAGCCACCGCAGCAGCUUCAGCUAUCAACGUCUUCCCGCUGCUGGUAGGAGCAGAGACCACGACCGAGGAGCCCCUCAAGAAUGCUUCUACAGCUAACCGCUGAAAUUUGUCGAUUCGGAAAUCAUAGAUAGAAGCGAGCUCAUCAACGUCAAUAAUCUCAUCCCCGAACUCUUUGACUACAGCACGGAGGCGCUCGACUCUCUGCAACUUCGUCUCCUCGCGCCAAGCCGAGAUCUCUCCCGUCGCCAUCGAUACUUCGGUUUCAUCUUCGUUUGGUUCGACUCCGUCGUCCUCGUCCUCGUCGUAGUCGUAUUCAUCGGCAGCUUCCUCAUCAUCGUCGUCGUCUUCUUCUUCGUCAUCGUCGUCCUCUUCUUCUCGGUCGUCGGCGUCGUAGAGCUGCGAUUCGGCGGGGAAAGUAGAGUUGGGGGACUUGGAGUGGAGCCGCCGUGGAGCGAGUGAAUUUGAGGAUUGCGAGGGGAUCAACCUAGGGCGGCAGAAGGCUAGGGUUUGGGAGAGAGGUUGGAAGUAUGGAAAUGAAGUAGAGACGAUGAAGGGGAGGGAAAGUGAAGAAGAAAGUUGAAGAGGUAAGAGGAUAGGGAGUGAUUUCAUGGCGGGAGAGAGGGAUAGUGAGGCUCGCCGUGUUUUCCCUCUUU